This is a messenger RNA of Brachypodium distachyon (stiff brome), 3006 nucleotides long. Its product is annotated as protein NRT1/ PTR FAMILY 8.3. Lineage: Eukaryota; Viridiplantae; Streptophyta; Magnoliopsida; Poales; Poaceae. The transcript has 5 exons. Gene Ontology annotation, molecular function: transmembrane transporter activity. The coding region runs from base 1240 to 2853 and encodes 537 amino acids. Gene Ontology annotation, biological process: transmembrane transport. The record is from RefSeq and is a predicted model, not a curated record. Gene Ontology annotation, cellular component: membrane.
AUGUUUGUAGAAUCUGUUGCAAAUCGAUUUCAGAAUUGCGUUUUCUUUUCUUCGAUUCUCUAAUUUAUCGAUCGAUUCGGCCUAAACCGAAGACCGAACCGAAGUUCCGGUCCACCGAAAUGGUUAGCAGUUUUGCAAAUGACCGAUCAGUUUUGAUUUUUUUAGAACCGAUUUUUUUAGAAACCGGGAGAACCGAACCCAUCGGUUUGGUUAAACCGAUUGCCCACCCUCGUGAGUCCUAUACUCCGCUUCAUGCAUGCAAUGGAUAGGACGCGGCUCUUUCUCACUUGAUUGAUUUUUUUAAAAAGAAACGUCAUGCACUAGAGCCAUUGGAUUAAGAUGUGGACGUCAUUCUCAGUUUUUCACUUCCCACACAAUGUUGUUGGAUUAAAAUCUAGCGGUCAACACAUCGACAUAUUUCUAACUAAAAAUUAGUCGAUUUUUCUAUAACAAAACCGUAAAAGAUAUUACAAUGCCAUCUAUACCACCCUGCAGUCCAAAAAAGUUAAACCCACCCUGGGGCGGACACGUACCACUUACACUUUCGUCCUGCCUUUGUGCAAAGUUAUUAACCUAGAAUUGCCAAUAAGUUUAUAUUUAAGCCAGCACACUAGCACAGAGAUACCAACGAGGAACUCACUGCAUGGAUUUGCAUAUUUUUAAGCGUAACUUUUUAUUUUAUUUUAUUUUAUUUCACGGGGAGAUCAGUGGUGUUUUCUUAGACGCAAGUUCUUCUUAGACGCUAGGAUAUUGAAACCACGCAGUAGUGUUUGAUACGUAAAACUGUUGUAUGAUUAUGAAGGCACGUGGUAGGAACUUUAUAAAAGUGAGAAUCAAAUUGACACUUUAGAUAGAUCGAUGGAAUUGAAUGACACCUUUUACUCCGGUUGUAUAUUUUAUUGGGGUUUCCAUACUUCCACAGCGAACACAGUAGCUAUGAAUGCUUUUUUAGGAGUAGUGGAUACUUUACUGAGGAAUUUUGACAUUCUACGUGAGAUCUGCAAGUAUAAGGUGCCAUGCCUUCGUGUCCAACCCUAAGGCCUGCCGUUGGUUGCCAGGUCUUUAGCUGUAGCUAGUUAGGCUGGGACUAGCUUGGGUCAUCAUGGCAUCUCUCAAGGAAAAAUUGAACUUGGAAGAACCACUUCUUGAGGAUCUAGCAGUACACAGAGGCGACAGGAUUGUUGACAUUGAAGGAACUCCAACUCCUGGAACGAAGCACCGUACUGGCAGUUGGAAAGCAUGCACUUUCAUCCUAGUUGCACUGCAGUGACUGAAUGCUUUGAGGAGCUAGCCUACUACGGGAUCCAGUUCAACCUGGUCACUUUCCUCAAGACGGUGCUGCAGGAGAGCAAUGUCUCCGCGGCAAGGAACUACACGAAUUGGCAGGGGACUUGCUACAUCGCACCCCUCGUCGGAGCUGUCGUGGCAGAUUCCUACCUGGGAAGAUACCUGACCACGCUGGCUUUCUUCGCAGUUUACCUAGCUGGGAUGGCUGCAAUGUCGAUUUCAGCAUCGUUCCCGGCGUGCACCGGGCUCGACUGCCGGCAGGAGGGCUCGUCAUCGUCCCAGUCCGCCGUGUUCUUCCUCGGCCUGUACAUGAUGGCCAUCGGAGCCGGCGGCAUCAAGCCCUGCGUCUCCUCCUUCGGCGCUGACCAGUUCGACGACAGCGUCCCGUCGGAGCGGCUGAAGAAGAGCUCCUUCUUCAACUGGUUCUUCUUCUCCAUCUACAUCGGCAGCUUCGCCUCCGGCACCGUCGUCGUGUGGAUGCAGGAUAACUUGGGGUGGGUCGUGGGCCUCUGGAUCCCGACCCUGUUCAUCGCGCUUGCCAUGGCGAGCUUCCUGCUGGGCUCCGGUUCGUACAGAGUGCAGAAGCCUCUGGGGAGCCCCCUGGUGAGAGUCUCCCAGGUCCUCGUCGCGGCUGUCCGGAAACGGAACGCGAGCCUGCCAAAGGACGCUUCUCUUCUCUACGAGCUGCCUGAGGGCGCGUCCAUGGCGGAUGGCACCAAGAAACUGCAGCACACACCCGUGCUCAGUGCCCUGGACAAGGCUGCGGUGAUCGCUUCGACGGAAGAGCUCUGUUCUUCCGAUCCAUGGAGGCUCUGCACCGUGACGCAAGUGGAGGAGCUCAAGGCCGUGAUCGGGAUGCUCCCGAUCUGGGCCACGGGGAUCGUGUACUUCGCCGUGCUGGCGCAGUUCUCCUCGACGUUCCUGGAGCAAGGGAGGAUGAUGAACACAACGGUCACCAUCCCCGGCAGAAGCUUCUCCAUCCCGCCGGCGUCGCUGGCCUCCUUCGACGCCGUGAGCGUCAUCCUCUUCGUUCCCGUCUACGAUAGGGUGCUCGUCCCGGCGGCGCGGCGGCUGACGGGCAACGACCGCGGGCUCUCGGAGCUCCAGCGGUUCGGGGCCGGCCUGUUCCUCUCCGUCCUGGUCAUGGCUGCAGCCGCCUUGGUCGAGACCUUCCGCCUGCAAACCAUGGCGGCCGCGGCCGCGGGCGACGAAGGCGAGAAGAAGAUGUGCAUCCUGUGGCAGGUGCCGCAGUACCUGCUGGUGGGGGCGAGCGUGGUGUUCGCGUGCGUGGGGCAGUCGGAGUUCUUCUACAACGAGGCGCCGGAGUCCAUGAGGAGCCUCUGCGCCGCGCUGGGGCUGCUCACCGUCUCGCUCGGGAGCUACCUCAGCUCGCUGCUCGUCACCGUGGUGUCCGCCGUCACGACGAAGGGCGGCCGGGAGCCAGGGUGGAUACCGGAUGAUCUUGAUGAGGGCCACCUGGACCGGUUCUUCUGGCUCGUCGCCGCGCUCAGCGGGCUUAACUUCGCGGUGUUCGUCUGCUGUGCCGUCAGAUACAAGUGCAAAUAAUGUUGUUGUUGCUUCUUCGUAGUAGAAAGGCUUGCUUCUGGAUUUUAAUUUGUACGUUUUCGUGGCUCGUAAAUGAUUGGGUUGUUUGUUGAUUACAGAAUUGAAUUGUUUCCCAUAAAAUUCAUGGCCAAAUUAAGCAACUAUUUUUAGGGA